Messenger RNA from Rhineura floridana, 3119 nucleotides. RefSeq names its product lymphoid enhancer binding factor 1 (gene LEF1). NCBI's taxonomy places the organism in Eukaryota, Metazoa, Chordata, Lepidosauria, Squamata, Rhineuridae. The coding region runs from base 769 to 1968 and encodes 399 amino acids. Gene Ontology annotation, biological process: canonical Wnt signaling pathway; regulation of transcription by RNA polymerase II. The record is from RefSeq and is a predicted model, not a curated record. The transcript has 13 exons. Gene Ontology annotation, molecular function: DNA-binding transcription factor activity, RNA polymerase II-specific; RNA polymerase II cis-regulatory region sequence-specific DNA binding. Gene Ontology annotation, cellular component: beta-catenin-TCF complex.
AGUGGGUGGAGGGGAUGUUAAAGUUACAUUACUGAGGGAGCCGGAGACAGACUACUGGCUUUCCACUUCACACGCCCCGUGUCGCAAGCUAAUCCCCAGCCGAGCGGUUCAAGAGCCGGCUGGCGCGUAACUACACGCGCCCGCACGACCGCAGGAACCCGUGUCGCAAGCACCUCCUCGGGCAAGUGGAGGGGCUUCUUCUCCUCCUCCCCCCCCACUACCUCACGCGCGCAAGAGCGAAGGGGAGAGAGAAAGCGCGCGCGCGCGUCUUGGCGUGUGCGCGCGCACCCGGGUGGCUUGUUUUGCCGCGCUAAUUGGACCACGGAGCGGAGCUGCUGCACCUGGACCAAGAAGUCGUCAAAUGAGAGAAAGAAGAGCGGCGAGCAGCGGGGUUUGUCCUUUACUCCCAGGAGGCAGUAACCGACCCGCGUACUCGUACUGAGAGUCGGUGACCCUGGAGGAGCUUUUGGUGCUUCCUAUUCAUGAGGAAAAGCUAACUUUUUUAUUUAAAGAAACCAAAUUAAGGAGAUUCACUCUCUCUUCUCCCUCCCACCUUUUCCUGUCACGCAAGAACUUUUUCUUCGUCCCUUGGGGGAUCUUCUGCACCAUCCCCGCAUCGUGUGAACCCCACCCUCCUGCUUCUCCUCCACAGAGCUGAGGACAGCGAAAGGAAGUUGAGCAGCAAAGGAAGAAAGAAAAGGAAGAGAAAGAAAAUCUCCGCUGGUCAAAGGGACAAAGGCAGAGCCCUGACUCGAAACAGCAGCCACUAUGCCUCAGCUCUCAGGAGCCGGAGGAGGCGGAGGCGGCGGCGAUCCGGAGCUUUGUGCUACCGACGAGAUGAUCCCUUUCAAGGACGAAGGAGACCCCCAGAAGGAGAAGAUCUUCGCCGAGAUCAGCCACCCGGAGGAAGAGGGAGACUUGGCCGACAUCAAGUCUUCGCUGGUGAAUGAGUCGGAAACAAUCCCCAACAGCAACGGGCACGAGGUGUCCAGGCAAGGUCAGUCUCAGGAAUCUUACCAUGAGAAAGGCAGAGAACAUCCUGAAGAAGGAAAACACACAGAUGGUGGCUUAUAUAGUAAAGGACCUUCUUACUCUGGUUAUUCUGGGUAUAUCAUGAUGCCAAAUAUGACUAAUGAUCCAUAUAUGUCUAAUGGAUCUCUUUCUCCACCGAUUCCUAGAACAUCAAACAAAGUACCUGUGGUGCAGCCUUCCCAUGCGGUUCACCCUCUCACCCCACUUAUCACCUACAGUGAUGAGCACUUUUCUCCAGGGACGCAUCCUUCACACCUCCCCUCAGACGUCAACACAAAACAAGGCAUGUCCAGACAUCCUCCAGGUCCUGAUAUCCCCACUUUCUAUCCCUUGUCUCCUGGUGGUGUUGGGCAAAUAACCCCACCUCUUGGCUGGCAAGGUCAGCCUGUAUAUCCCAUCUCAAGUGGAUUCAGGCAGCCCUACCCAUCCUCACUUUCAGUCGACACUUCCAUGUCAAGGUUUUCACACCAUAUGAUCCCUGGUCCUCCAGGACCCCACACAACUGGAAUUCCUCACCCAGCUAUUGUAACACCUCAAGUCAAACAAGAACUUCCACACACAGACAGCGACUUAAUGCAUGUGAAACCUCAGCAUGAACAGCGGAAAGAACUAGAGCCCAAAAGACCUCACAUUAAGAAACCUCUGAAUGCUUUCAUGUUGUACAUGAAAGAGAUGAGAGCAAAUGUUGUAGCAGAGUGUACUCUGAAAGAAAGUGCAGCUAUCAACCAGAUCCUUGGUAGAAGGUGGCAUGCAUUGUCCCGCGAAGAACAAGCUAAAUAUUAUGAACUAGCUCGGAAAGAAAGGCAGCUACACAUGCAGCUUUAUCCAGGCUGGUCUGCAAGGGACAACUAUGGAAAGAAAAAGAAGAGGAAGAGAGAGAAGCUACAAGAGUCAACUGCAGGUGCAGCCCCACGAAUGACAGCUGCCUACAUCUGAAGCAUGGUGGAAAGAGAAAUGCUUUCUCAACGUGCAAAUCAAAGGCAGCGGCAUCAGGGCCACUUCUUGAAAUGGAAGCUUGUUAAAAUCUCCAGGCAUGUCCUUCAUCUGCACAGACAACAACCAGCAAGGAGUAUGUCUAGGAUGUCAACAAUUGCCCUGAUGUCACUGCUAAAGACACUGAACCAUAAAGACAAUCACUGGCAGGCCCCUUUGCUAUCAUGGAGUCCCAAAUCUGACACAGUAAAAGAGCGCAAGAAGAGCAGUUCAGAACUUCCCCAGUCAGCAGAGCUUUUUAUUUUGUUUGUCUUUGCUCCGCCUAACACUCCUACAUUUGUAUCUCAUAUGUUGUCAGUACUGAGUCAGCAACAAAAUAGUUCGGCUGUGUUUGUUUUGCUUCAGACAGCAAAUGAUGUAAAGCCAGCAGCAGCUCCCCUCCUGGCCCUUCACACCAAAGGAACAAAUUUUAAUUUGUCAAGGAAGGCACAAUCCAGUUUAUUUAAUGCUGCAAAAGGAUCAGUCUUGGAUUUUUAGCUUUUUAAAAAGAAAACUUGAAUGCUUUUAUAUUUUAGUUAUUUCCUUGGUGUACAUUUUAUUUGUCUUUGAGUUUUUAAAGAAGUAUCCAAACUCCCACCCCAUUUCCUUUUUUUAAAGAAAAGGAUUCUUUUUCCUUGCAGGAGGUAACCAAACUAUUUGGAGGACUGUGGAUUUUGUUUUGUUUUGUUAACAAUUUGUAACAUCCCUCAUUGUAUAUGUGUGCUAUGGAGUUCUAAAAUGCUAAACAUAACUAUCAGCUGGCCACUGGCCACGUUGAUCCAUUUCAUUUGCUCUAUGUGUAAAGGCAAGAAAUUUCAUCAGAUCUGAAUACAGUGAGCUCUCCUCCUUACCUAUCCUGAAUUUCCUUGUAAAAAAAAAGCCCAGCACUUGAAUUAUUAUUACUUCACUUGUUCUGUAUUUGUAUCUGUUUUUGUUAGCCUGUUUAGUGGGAUUUUAUGCCAGUUGUUGAAAUGAGCAUUGAUGUACCCAUUUUUAAAAAAUAGUUAAGGCACAGCCUUUGCCAAAAAUGCCCAUCAACUGAUACAUAUUUUGUCAUUCCAAUUUGAUUUAAUAAUGUGCUGAGCAUUUUUUGUUUUUGUUUUUUAAAUAAAAGC